Molecule: messenger RNA, 1515 nt
Organism: Epithele typhae
Lineage: Eukaryota; Fungi; Basidiomycota; Agaricomycetes; Polyporales; Epitheliaceae
Product: 5'-AMP-activated protein kinase beta subunit, interation domain-containing protein
Exons: 3
Coding region: 1-1515 (504 amino acids)
Biological process (GO): signal transduction
Cellular component (GO): nucleotide-activated protein kinase complex; cytoplasm; nucleus
Molecular function (GO): protein kinase binding
Source: RefSeq, a predicted model, not a curated record
AUGGGCAACACGUCCUCGAACCCGACCUCGCCCCACGCCCGCGUCGACUCCCCCGCGCGCACCGUCUCGUCCCCCCGCGGCAGCCCCAGCCCCGCCUCCGCCUCCCGCCGCGUCCACCACUCCCUCCGCUACAAGAAGAAGUCGCUCGAGCUCCCCGAUCUGGCGUCCCUCACCCUCACCCCCGCCGCGUCCCCCGCGUCGGUCUCUCCCCAUCCCGCCCACCGGCGCCCCCGCGCGUCGUCCCCGAUCCCAAUCCCGACCCCGGCCAAUCCGCCCCAGCAGACGUUCCGCGUCCAGCACAACCUCGCCUCCGGCGCGCGUCUCAACCGCAUGGGCGAUGGCUCGCGCUAUCGCUCCUCCCUCUCCGCCUUCAACUCCACCCGCUCCCUCCUCUCUGCCAUCCAGGACUCCCCUCCCCGCUCCGACGUCGCCCCCAUCAGGCCCGAGUUCGUCCCCGAGGUGAUCUAUUCCACCAUCCCCCUCGCUCUAGAGGUCAAACCGCAGGACGAAGACCGCAAGCCGGACCAUGUCAACACCAAGAUCGCUUGGAAGGAGGGCGGCAAGAAAGUCGUCUUGAUCCGUGCAGGGCACGACAAUUGGCAGGGCCGCCAGCCGAUGGAGUACGACUCACAAACGAACUCGUGGUACACUAUCGUGCCUCUGCGCCCUGGCACCCAUCAUUUCAAGUUCAUCGUCGAUGACCAGAUCCGGCUCACGAACGACUAUCAGCGGGCGGUUGACGACAUGGACGGCACCCUAGCCAACUACGUCGCCGUCGCCGCCCCUACGGCACCCAGUUCUCCCAACCAAGGACAACUAGUCACUCCCCUCGCGAGCCCGAACCACGCACACCCCAAUCAGUUCAAUUCUUUCUGGUCAGACUCGACUGCCGCAGGAGGGACGGGCGGGAAAGGGAAGGAGGCGGAGUGGACGUCGGAGAUCCCCUCGCAGCUCACCGCUGCCGCCGCCGAAGAGGAAACGUACUUGGCGAGUGCCGACUCCCCUACCUCAUCCGCGAGCGGCGUCCCGACGCCCAACAUUCCGCCCGCGCCCGCGCUGCCCCGCCAUCUUGACAAACUCAUCCUCAACGUUCGCCCGCCGACCAUGCCUCCCAGUGCGGCCGCAGCGAACGGGGAUCGCGAUAGGAGGCGUAGCGGGCGACAACGGCGGGAGCGUGAGAGAAAGGAGAACAGGCAACAGACGAUAGGCAUGACCGCGGCUGAGCUCGCCGAGCAGGACGGCAUCGGCGUGCAACUCCCCGUCGUCACUGCAGGAGGCACCGAGGUCGCCCCGGGCACCCCAGUCCCACCCUCGUCGAUCCAGAACCGGCCCUGGGAUGGCCCUGGGAUCUCAGACGACGCAAGUGUGCUCCCUGUGCCAUCACAUGUCGUCCUUCAUCACCUCAGUACGAGCGCAAUCCGGAAUGGAGUCCUGGCAGUGGCGAACACGACGCGCUACCGCAAGAAGCGUCAUUGCUAUCAGUACAUCACGACCGUUUACUACAAGCCGACAUGA